CAUCGUGUCUGGAGUAAACAACAUGUGCGAUUUUCAUCACGUUUUUCUUCAUUUUCCAUCAUUUGCCACUAUUGACUAGUCAAUAAUUCAUCGGAAAAGCCCCCUAAGCCCCCUAUUCACAAUGAAUUUCCUGGAUUGCGCACCAUGUUUCUCGCAUCCACUUUUCAUGGGACAAUAUAUCGAGGAUAUUGUCGAGAGUCUGUACGAAAAGGAGCGAACUCGGAUCCCGUUCAACUUUGCGUCUCCGCAAAUCAGUUACAGAUCAAUUUUGGUCGAUUUCAUGCAAAAUGUCUCGGAACACAAGCAAUUCCGCCGCGCGACGUUGCAUCUCGGGAUUUAUUUUCUCGAUCUCUUCAUGGACAAUCACUCGAUCGAGCUGGAACGUCUGAAUAUCGUGUCGAUGGUGUGUUUGCUGCUCGGCGCCAAGAUCGAAGAGAUGGAAUUCAAUGUGCCGCGUGUCUCCGAAAUCACCCGCCUGACAAAUAUCGAGUGCACAGUUGCCGAUUACAUUUCGCUCGAGAUGAUGGUGCUCACAUUUUUCGAGUGGAAUGUCAUGCAACCGACUGCGGUGACGUUUCUCGAGCUUUAUUUGGAUGCCGUGAUCUCCCAGGAGGAUUUUGAGCGGUACACGAGUCAAGUUACAGACGGCGUUCUUUAUGCGAAUCACAAAGCGAUGAAAACUGCCGCCACAAGCAUGAUUUUCAAAUUUCUCGAUCUCACGUUGACCGAUGUGCAACUUUCCGUGGAGUGUCCGUCGCAAUUGGCAGCAGCAAUUGUCGCUACAACGCGUUUCUCGAUGUUGCUCGAUCCGGUCUGGCCACCGAAUAUCGAGCGAAUUACCGGAUAUCCGAUGAGCGUUUUGGACCAAUUUGUGUCGCGGCUCUUUCGGUUGCAGGAAGAAGCGACGGGCGACGACGAGGAGGAACGAGAUAAAAGGAAAGACACGCCGGAAUCGGGUUAUAUGUCGUGCAAGGAAGACACAACGGACACGGAGGAGGAGGAGGAGGAAGAAGAGAUCGAAGCGGAAGACGAGACAAUGGAAGAAAGUGAAAAGAUGGAUGACGAGGAGCUGGAAAGGAAAAGAAUUAAAUUAUAGUUGAGAAAGACAAAACCAAAAAUUGACUUGAAAUGAUUUGAACUUGUACAAAAUUAUGAAUAAAGAGUUAAUUUAUCUUAAAUU
Molecule: messenger RNA, 1180 nt
Organism: Culicoides brevitarsis
Lineage: Eukaryota; Metazoa; Arthropoda; Insecta; Diptera; Ceratopogonidae
Gene: CycJ
Product: cyclin-J
Exons: 2
Coding region: 122-1096 (324 amino acids)
Biological process (GO): regulation of cyclin-dependent protein serine/threonine kinase activity; mitotic cell cycle phase transition
Cellular component (GO): cyclin-dependent protein kinase holoenzyme complex; nucleus; cytoplasm
Molecular function (GO): cyclin-dependent protein serine/threonine kinase regulator activity
Source: RefSeq, a predicted model, not a curated record